UAACACCCAGCGCUAUAUAAUGACACAGUAGUGACACUGGCACAUGGGUAUAGCCAGAGGAGGGCUGGUUAUAGGAUCAGUGGUAUAUGCAUCAGUAUAAUAACACCAAACACUUAAAAUAAUGUUUUUAAUUUCAAAUGUACAUUGGUGUCCUUCACUAAGGACUGUACUUUGGAAAAUGUCCGCCACAGCCUUUGUCUGUGCCUAUCCCUGCUAUAGAUCACUUUUUUUCUAUAUAUUUUUCUAUUUUUUAUUAAAAAAUUCUGUAGUGUAUCACUCCUGAGGGUGAGCCAUCCCACUACCUUCUCCCCACUCCGUUGCUGGAUCACCCACCUGCCUUCCGGAUUCCCUCCCACACCUCUCGACGGCAAAAGCAGAUGAUCGUUGUAGACAGUGACUCAUACAGUGUCACCAUCUGUAACGUUCUGGCAUCUGUCCUCAUAUGGAACCGAUCACGCUUCGGUUCCAUAUGCGGGCAAAUGCCUGGAGCUCAGGAACUCCAGCUCUCGGCUGCAACUUAACAGCCGAGACUACUGGGGCUUCCUGCAGCUCCGACAUGUAUAUAUGUCAUGGGGUACGAUAGGCAAAGUACCGAAUGAUGUUUAUAUACGUUAUAUUGGGUUAAGGGGUCAAUAUUCUUUUAACGUGUUAGGAAUGCACGGCUAAUUCAUUUGUAUUUUCUGUUUUUAUAGUUUGAUCAUCCUUUGCUUAGGAAAGCUUGACUGAUGAUGGACGACAUACAAAGGAUAACAGAGAAUGUAGUUAAACAUGCGCUUGACAUUCUCUUUCUAAUAACUGGAGAGCAUUAUAUUGUAAUGAAGAUAAAUACCGCUGCUGUGGAUCCUCAGGAUAAAGUGCUUCCUUAUGGGAGACAAGAUAAAAAGAAAGAACUGUCCACCAGGAUUGUGAACCACGCCUCUAAUAUCAUUCAACUUAUGAAUGGAGAGGUGCCGUUAAAAUAUGACAGUUUUGCAGUUUAUUUCUCUGCUGAAGAAUGGGAAUAUCUACAGGAGCACAGAGACCAAUACAAGGACAUUAUGGAGAACAGUCAGACCCCAAACACACCAGAAUCCAAAAGACAAACAAAAGACGUUGUCAGCGAAGAUUGUGAUGUACUGGAGAUGAAAGAUGGAGCAGUUUUUGACAAAAAUGAAACCCAAGUAGAAACAUCUCAUAUUGCCCACCGGUUUGCUGACUCCUCAACAGGACAGAUGGAAACCUCUCACAUUACUGUGUUAUUAACUGAACCAAACGAAACAUUGUCCGCUGUUUUUUCGCAGGAUAAUUGUUUAAUCGAAUAUGAAAACAAGUACACACCAGAUUACUUGAAAUACCAUGUCAAUAAAUCCCUGGAACCUUCUGAAAACGAAACCAAUAUCUUCCUACAUGGUCAAAAUAAUUACAUACAGUCUCAACAGGAGACUGACGCUAGUGAGAUUGACUUGCGUUUAAAUAAUGUAGAAGAAUUAGUGGAAAGUGUAUCCAGUGAUCAUGAUGAUAAUCAUUAUAAAAGCAGUAAUCAAGAAAAAAUAAACUUAUGUUCUAUGUGUGGAAAAAGCUUCAGUUCAAAACAAUAUCUUCUCAUACACGAGAGAUUGCAUUCUGGUGGAAAACCCUUUGUUUUCAAAUAUCGUGAAAAAAAGCAUCCUACGAAUGUACCCGAAGAACUUUGUAUUUGCUCUGACUGUGGUGCAACCUUUGAGAACUAUUCAGAACUGGUUAUUCACAAAAAGAUCCAUUCUGAACCAAUGUCUUUUAUUUGCAAGGAAUGUGGUAAAUCUUACUAUAAUAUCAUUUCUUUCCAACGUCAUCGUCAGGACCAUAAAUACAAGAAACCGUUUACAUGUACCCAAUGCGGUAAAACCUAUCGUUACAAAGAAAAACUUAUUUUGCACCUGCAAUCUCAUGCAGAAAAACCUGUCUACUUUUGUAAUAAAUGUGGGAAGACUUUCACCAAUGUAGAAAAUUUAACAAGCCACCAAAAAAGCCACGAGUUGAAGAAAAUGCUUGUUUGUUCACAGUGUGGGAGAGCGUUCACACACAAAUCGGCGUUUAAUCAGCACAUAAGAUCACACACGCGAAAACCCCAGGAAUAUGUGCAAAGCUGCAAAAUCGGGGGGAGGGGCAGAGGUAGGGGGAGAGGGAGAGUCAGCACAAACGGCGAAAUAGCACCAGCGCUGCAGGUAACGCAUCCAUAUUCCAUAACGGAGCAUAUAGCAGCACCAAAUUAACCAUCAAACUCUUCCUAUUCUACCCCAGAUUAUCAAAAAAUGUAUAAAACGUAUGUUCCAGUUUAUUGAUAAGUUGGUAAUGUUGUUACAAUGCUACCUUCAAAAGACCAGGAAUUAAAAGAAUAAUAGGAAUUAAAGGGACAUUGUGCUUUUUGUCUCGCCUUUAAAGGGACAUUGUACUCUAAAAUAUUUUGUUUCAUUGUAAUAAAAUAAAAACAGUAA
Bombina bombina (fire-bellied toad) is the source of this 2453-nucleotide messenger RNA. Its product is annotated as zinc finger protein 684. The coding region runs from base 726 to 2231 and encodes 501 amino acids. Lineage: Eukaryota; Metazoa; Chordata; Amphibia; Anura; Bombinatoridae. Gene Ontology annotation, biological process: negative regulation of transcription by RNA polymerase II. The record is from RefSeq and is a predicted model, not a curated record. Gene Ontology annotation, molecular function: DNA-binding transcription repressor activity, RNA polymerase II-specific. The transcript is spliced from 5 exons.